AUGGUGGGCAACGACGAAGCGUGCCACCUCUCCGCUUCCCGGAAAAUGUUCUGGCGGUCGGCGUCGUGGUCGUCCUCCCGCACCGCCGCUGGAAACGCCUCUUCCGGCGAGGCGGAGAAGGCGCCGCUGACGCCUCGGUCGCAGCAGAAUUGCAAGGCGCGGUCGUGCCUGCCGCCGCUGCAGCCGCUCUCCAUCGCCCGCCGGAGCCUCGACGAGUGGCCGAAAGCCGGCUCCGACGACAUCGGCGAGUGGCCGCAGCCGCCCACCACCCCCGGCGGAAGAGGUAAUGGCAGCAACGGUGAAAGGUUGAAACUUGACUUGUCUUCGAUUCAGCAUAGUAACCCUGAUCAUAGGAGUAACAAUGGUGGGCUUGUAAAAAGGGAUAAAAUUGCAUUUUUUGAUAAAGAGUGUUCAAAAGUUGCUGAUCAUGUGUACCUUGGUGGUGAUGCUGUUGCUAGGGAUAGGGACAUUUUGAAGCACAAUAGGAUCACUCAUGUGUUGAAUUGUGUGGGGUUUGUGUGUCCUGAGUACUUUAAGGCUGAUUUUGUUUAUAGGACUUUGUGGCUGCAGGAUAGUCCCUCUGAGGACAUUACUAGCAUUUUGUAUGAUGUGUUUGACUACUUUGAGGAUGUUAGGGAGCUAGGUGGGAGGGUGUUUGUGCACUGUUGUCAAGGGGUGUCUAGGUCUACCUCUUUGGUCAUUGCUUACCUUAUGUGGAGGGAAGGACAGAGUUUUGAUGAUGCUUUUCAGUUUGUGAAGGCAGCGAGAGGGAUCGCCGAUCCAAAUAUGGGCUUUGCGUGUCAGUUGCUGCAGUGCCAGAAAAGGGUCCACGCUUUCCCUCUUAGUCCUAGCUCUUUGCUGAGGAUGUAUAGGAUUGCUCCACACUCGCCCUAUGAUCCUUUGCAUCUUGUUCCCAAAAUGUUGACGGAUCCUUUGUCUUCUGCAUUGGACUCUAGAGGUGCGUUUAUUGUGCACAUACCUUCGGCGAUUUAUGUUUGGAUUGGUAAGAUUUGUGAGGCCAUGAUGGAGAGGGAUGCUAGAGGGGCUGUGGGCCAGAUUGUUCGGUAUGAGAAGGUGCAAGGACCUAUUGUGAUGAUUAAGGAAGGUGAGGAACCAGCAUACUUCUGGGAUGCAUUUUCAAAUUUUCUGCCCUUGAUGGAUAAAUCUGGUAACAGAUUUGAAGAUGGCAAAUCAAUUGGUAAAGUUUUGCCUGGUGAGAGGAGAGUGGAGGCAUAUGAUGUUGAUUUUGAAGUGUUCAAAAAAGCAAUCACGGGAGGCUUUGUGCCGCCAUUUGCGUCUUCAGAGGAUGACCAUGAAAUCCAUCUUCCUGCAAGAGAGAGUAGUUGGAGUGCUUUAAGGCGUAAAGUUUCCCCUGCUAAUAUGAAGGAGUUUGUCACGGCCCCUAGGUUAUCCUUUCCAAGGGUUUAUUCAGACUCCAUGUUGUGCAUUCAUGCAUCAUCAAAAUCAUCGCCAUCUUCAUCCUUGUCGUCAUCCUCCUUAUCAUCAUCCUCGUCACCAUCUUAUGUUUCUCCAGAUUCCAUUUCUUCUGAUUCUAGCACCCAUUCAAAGUUUUUGUCAGAAUUGUCCCCGGAUUCUUCCUCUGUGGUUUUGACUUCUGUUUCUCCUGUAUCCUCAUCUCUGGCUAAUUUUUCUAAUUUGUCGAUCUCAUCAAAUUCUACUCCUCAAACAGUGUCUAACAGUACAGAUAUCCUUGGUGUCAAGUUAUCACAUCCUCUUUCUCAGUCAGCUACUUUACCAUUGAAAAAGCCAUCAGCUUCCCUUGCUGAACGCAGAGGUAGUUUGUCAAAAUCUUUGAAGUUGCCACUAAUGAAUGAAAAGACACAAGUAAUAGAUAAAUCGUCGACUUUUCAUGCUAGUCCAGAACAUGGCAUUCUUGUUAAUGGUAAUGUUGGCUAUUCGCAACAAUCAGAUAGUAUAGAUUAUAUUUUUGAGUCUAACAACCAUGCAAAGGAUGGAGUUGUGAAUUCAAUUCAAAAGCAUGAGCUGCCAUUAUGUCCAACAAGCAUAGUUGAUAGCAUGCACCUCAAGGAAUCAUCCCUUCUCAGGAACUGUAUUGAGCUUGUGAUAGAUAGUUCCCCAAGAGGAAACUUAUUGCUAAGUCAGUCUACAGCAUUGAAGGGAACUAAGGAGUGUGGCUUACUGCAGUAUAAUGUUAAACAAACUUCUGUAUAUCACUGGCCCAGUUUAGAAAAGAUCGAGACAUUUGGCGCAAGUCAUUUGGAUUCUAAAGCUGCUUUUGUCAUAUUCUCUCCAAGUACGCGUGUACAUGCAGGGAACAUUUUAUAUAUUUGGGUAGGGAGGUCUUUCAAUUGUGACGCUUCACAGGUUCAUUUAGAUGGUGAUAAACAGUCAGAUCAUCUAGGAGCUGUUGACUGGAAUCAAAUUGGUUGUGAUCUACUUGCUCAGUUUAGUUUUCCAAAGAAUACAGUCAUUAAGAUUGUUAAAGAGAAUGAAGAAUCUACAGAGUUCCUUGCUAUGCUGAGUUCAUUGUAGCAUAAACGACAAUAGGAGAAUCCUGGAUUCAAGUAACUUCUAUAACAUUUUCUGCAUCUGCAGCUGUCUCUAUGUAUGGCAAUUUUUCAAGCUCUAAUUUGAUCUUCCCUGUGAAAAGAAAUCCAGUGAGGAGGUUGCUCCAUGCCAAGUCAAUUGUAGCUCGGCUGAUUGUACAGUGCUUUAACAUCCUAAACCUAGAAAUUUAUGUUCAAUAUACUCCAAUUUCUUUCAUAUUCUCAUGUUAUUUAAAGAAAAAAACAAUUCCUUCUUCUCUAUCUCUCUAGCUCUCCCUCCUUCUCUAGACAUUCGUAAAAUUUUAGGAUCUAGUUUAUUUCCUUUUAUGUGAACAAACAAAUACCUGGAUGAGAAUUUCUAAAUUGGGUGAUAUAGAAGUUCUAAACAAUAGAUGGGGUUAUGAUUCGUUCUUUCAA
Molecule: messenger RNA, 2945 nt
Organism: Cajanus cajan (pigeon pea)
Lineage: Eukaryota; Viridiplantae; Streptophyta; Magnoliopsida; Fabales; Fabaceae
Source: RefSeq, a predicted model, not a curated record